Coturnix japonica (Japanese quail) is the source of this 944-nucleotide messenger RNA. Its product is annotated as feather keratin 1-like. The record is from RefSeq and is a predicted model, not a curated record. Gene Ontology annotation, molecular function: structural constituent of cytoskeleton. Gene Ontology annotation, cellular component: intermediate filament. Lineage: Eukaryota; Metazoa; Chordata; Aves; Galliformes; Phasianidae.
GAGAUCAGGCAGUUCUGUUAGUGGGAAAGGGGCAGCACGUGUGUCAUGGAGAGAUGCUGGUUCUUGCCAGAGGUGUCUCCUGAGCAGUAGGCUAGGCACUGACCUGCUUGUGCCUGGCUAUUCUGGUCUGUUUUUAUGCAGUGGGGCUUCCUCACAGAGCCUCCGUAUCUUUAGCCAAAAUAAUGCCUUGACUCUCUCCUGCUGGGAUGGCAGGCUGUUGCUCAUCACUUCUGUGUCCUCCUGGCCCUCUGUCCCAACAGGUGCCCCUCUAAACAGCAGACAUGUCCUGCCUUGACCAGUGCCUGCCUCGCCUGCCCUGCCAGCCCUGCGGCCCAACCCCGCUGGCCAACAGCUGCAAUGAGCCCUGCUUCAGGCAGUGCCAGGACUCCAAUGUCUUCAUCCAGCCCUCUCCCGUGGUGGUGACCCUGCCUGGACCUAUCCUCAGUUCCUUCCCGCAGAACACCGCCGUGGGAUCCUCCACCUCCGCUGCUGUUGGCAGCAUCCUCAGCUCUGAGGGUGUGCCUAUCUCCUCUGGGGGCUUUGGCCUCUCUGGCUUAGGCAGCCGCUAUAGUAGCCGGAGGUUCUUCCCCUGCUAAAGCUACUGCUGAUGGCCCUGGAGGAAAAUCCCCAGUAUUCACGAAGUCUUUGUGGGACUUGAGACAGAACACUGGAACCAGCUCAAUCACACCAACAGCUCUGAUCCAUGACUGAUAUUUCCCUUUUCCAUCUUGUUUUUCCUUCCUGUGUCCUUACUGCUCACCAUCUGCUUUCCAGGGCAGCCAUUCUCUCAAAGUCCGUGUAGGCAGGUCCUGCUUGUCUUUCUCCCUCUGUGGAAAGAGCUGCUGGACAGACAGCCAUACAUCUACCAGGUUCAAACACUGCCUACUGUCAUCUGUUGCUGGUGAUUCCUGCAUGAGCCACCACCGUAUUCUUUGUUUAUUAAA